Messenger RNA from Aspergillus sclerotioniger CBS 115572, 1783 nucleotides. Its product is annotated as neutral amino acid permease. Bases 109 to 1482 code for a protein of 457 amino acids. The record is from RefSeq and is a predicted model, not a curated record. Lineage: Eukaryota; Fungi; Ascomycota; Eurotiomycetes; Eurotiales; Aspergillaceae. Gene Ontology annotation, biological process: amino acid transmembrane transport. Gene Ontology annotation, cellular component: vacuolar membrane. Gene Ontology annotation, molecular function: amino acid transmembrane transporter activity. The transcript is spliced from 7 exons.
UCCCCUGGUCUGCUCUCUUCUUCUGCUCUUCCUCUCUACUACCAAUAAUAAUCUUUCACUCCACCAUCCUUCUCUCCCCAUUGCACCCCUCCGUCUCUCACCACUACGAUGGAGUCCGUUCAUGACACUCCUCCCCCCUACGCAACUGAUCGUAUCGACGAGAAGAAGAAUGAUCUCAGCCAGGUGGAACAGAACAUCAAGCCGGGCUUUGAGGAGACCGAUGCCUUUGGUAACGAAGAAUUUGCAGAGAUUAAGUACAAGACCUUGAAGUGGUGGCAAUGUGGACUGUUGAUGAUCUGUGAGUCUGUCUCACUGGGUGUCUUGUCCCUGCCCGCGGCCGUGGCUACCCUGGGUUUUGUCCCGGCCGUCAUCCUCAUCGUUGGCCUCGGGAUCCUCGCCACCUACACCGGUUACAACAUUGGGCUGUUCAGAGAGCGCUAUCCCCACAUCCAGAACCUCGCGGAUGCCGGAGAGAUCCUUAUGGGCCCCUUUGGACGCGAACUCUUCGGCCUGGGCCAGUUCCUCUUCUGCAUCUUUGUCAUGGGCAGCCAUAUCUUGACCUUCCGCGUCAUGAUGAACACCAUCACCGACCACGCCACCUGCUCCAUUGUCUUCAGUGUGAUCGGCAUGGUCAUCUGCAUCGUCCUUUCCAUCCCUCGGACCAUGAAGGGCAUGACCUUCAUCUCAUUUGCUUCCUUCCUUAGUAUCUUUAGCGCUGUCAUGAUUACCAUGAUCGGCGUUGGCGUCCAAAAGCACCCCGGUCGCAUCAUCGAGGCGACAGUCGAUACCAACCUCUACACGGCUUUCAGCGCCGUUUCCAACAUCGUCUUCGCGUACUGCGCCCACGUGGCCUUCUUCGGGCUGAUUGCCGAGAUGGAGCAGCCAAAAGACUUCAAGAAGUCGCUGUUCAUGCUGCAGUCCUUCGAGAUUGCCCUGUAUGUGACCGCCGCGUGCGUCGUCUACUACUACGUAGGCAAGGACGUUCAAUCUCCCGCACUGAGUUCCGCUGGUCCUCUCUUGAAGAAGGUUGCCUAUGGCAUUGCGAUCCCUACUAUUGUUGGUGCAGGUGUGGUGAAUGGCCACAUUGGCCUGAAGUAUAUCUACUUCCGGGCCUGCCACAAGUCCGAUCUCAUCCACAGCCGCAGCCGGCGCUCAGUUGCCAUCUGGAUUGGUCUUGGACUGGUCUGCUGGAUUGUUGCCUGGAUCAUUGCGGAGGCAAUUCCUGUGUUCAGCGACCUCAACGGUCUGAUUAGUGCCCUCUUCGCCAGUUGGUUCAGCUACGGUCUCAGCGGUAUCUACUGGCUGCAUCUCAACUACGGCCAGUGGUUUGCAGGCCCCCGCAAGAUCUGUCUGUUUGUGCUCAAUGUGGCGGUUGCCGUGUUUGGUCUGGUGCUGUGCGUCCUGGGUCUGUAUGCCUCGGGCACGGCCAUCCACAAUGAUGCCAACAGCAACAGCUUCACGUGUGCCAACACGGACAGCUAAAUUUGCAUUCAUCUUACACCAUUUAUGGCGUUUAUGAGCGAAAUCUCUGCCAGCCAGUCUGGGACAGCUGCAGAUGACGGCGUGACGGUUUUAUUUGCAUUGGCCUACGAGCUAAUAACUGAUUGAUGGGUUUGAUUUUCUACCAUAAUUAAUUUCUACGAUUCACAUUACGAUCGACGUGUUUCCUGCUCUCAUGAGGUAGCCCAUGGUAGAGACAACACCUGUAAAGCGUCAACGCCGUAUAGAUCGACUCAGUGCACUUCAUUAUUGGUGUCUGCUGGCCGCCUCUCAGAUCUAUCAG